AUGUCACGCACUCCAUUAAGGAAUAUCAAGGCAAAAGAAUCCGCUGUUCGAGGGACUUCAUUGACUCCAAAGAAAUACCCGCCAAGUUUGAAUUUCCAGAUUCCCGAAACUUCAGCUUUUGCAAUCAAUACACCCAUUACUACCAACAAGGAAAACUAUAAUUAUUGUGGAUCUCCAAUCAGAAAGAGGCCUUUGAUUGAAAACUUCCAGAAUUGUGAUGAAGCAUCAAAUUCUCCACCUGAAGCAGCAGAAGAUACUUUCAGAAUGGCUGAAAAAGUUCCAAUUGAGUUCGAGGAAUUUGAUGAAGAACUGGAUAUAUCUAAGGAAGAAUUUAAUAAAAAGGAGGAACUGAAUCAUGUUAAGAAUAAAGCUGAAGACUUGAAGUAUUAUGAAAGUGCCAGCGCAGUAGAGAAAGUUAAAGGGUUGACUUCAAAUGAAGUUUUAGAGGACGCAGGAGAUGAAUCUGUUAUUUUAAAUCUACUUAAACUCGUUAAUGGAGAAGCAAUUGAGUCAGAGGCUCUCGUGAAAUACCUUGAAUAUAAUCGAAAGUCUAAAUUAGAUAAAAAUUUGAAUAACUUGAUCAGUUCAAUUUCAAAGUUCGAAAUUCCAGAAUUCCAUUUAGACCCAGUUGAUCUCAAUGUUACAAUUGAUAAUUUUCAAGAAAAGUAUUAUCAUUUGGUAAGUGAAAAUGAGAAGUUAAAGAAUAUGUUAUUACAAGUGUUGGAAAAGCUUGAAAACUUUAAGGAGAAUCAGUUUGUUUCAGUUCACAAUAUCAGACAACAGAUUUUGGAAGAAUCUGACCUCAAAUUCAAGUAUAAGAAAGAAGUGGCUAAUUUAUCAGAAGAGAUGAAGUUCAAUUUAUUUGAAAAUAUUUUAUUUGGGGAAGCUCUUAAGGAUUGA
Scheffersomyces amazonensis is the source of this 900-nucleotide messenger RNA. RefSeq lists its product as uncharacterized. The record is from RefSeq and is a predicted model, not a curated record. The transcript has a single exon. Lineage: Eukaryota; Fungi; Ascomycota; Pichiomycetes; Serinales; Debaryomycetaceae. The coding region runs from base 1 to 900 and encodes 299 amino acids.